UAAUUGUUGCGCACGAGACCGUAGAAUCACUUUCACUGUGAGUGCCGAAGGUGAUCGUGAGCGGGAAGAGAGAGAGCGCGAGGAUUAAACAUGGAACGGUUGUUUAAAUCUGUCGAGCAUUAUCCCGACCCCCAUGAUGCCGAAAUAAUAGGGCAAAUACCGGAUUGGGUUGAAGGUCAGCUGUUCCGACUGGGUCCAGCAAAAUGGGAUUUCGACAACGACUUCACCUUCAAACACUGGCUCGACGGUUGCGCCCUCAUGUACAAAUUCACCAUCAAGAAAGGCCAUGUCGAUGUUAUGUCAAGAUUCUUGGACACUGUGAUGUAUCAAAAGAUCACCCAAGUCCAAAGGCCAGUCUUCACUGAAUUUGGUACAAAAUCUUACCCAGAUCCAUGCAAGAAUGUCUUCUGCAGAUAUUUCUCGCAAUUGGUACCAUUGGAACUGACGGAUAACGAUAUGGCCAAUGUGUAUACUGUGGAUGAUGAAUUGUACGCAGCCUCCGAAACCUGCCACUUGUGGAAGAUUAAUCCCGAAGAUCUCACCUGCAAAGAGAGAAUUGAUUUAAAGGAACUAUUAUCCGUUAAUCUUGCAAGUUCUCACCCUCACAAGUGCCCGGACGGGACAAUUUAUAACUUGGGAGCUAGUUUUAUGACUGGUUUAAGGUACCAUAUCAUGAAGCUGCCACCGAUAUCUGUUGCUCCUGAAGGCAAAAAGGAUAUCAAGGGCUUUGAAAGAGCUUCAAUUCUUACUAGUAUAAAUUCCAAUUACAAGGCUAGCUUCAGUUACUAUCACAGCUUUGGCCUCACAGAACACUAUAUUCUGUUCCUAGAACAGCCUCUUCUCGUCAACACUGUUCGGAUGGCAGCUUCAGGCAUUAAGGGAUAUGCUUUGAAAGAAUGCUUUGACUGGUGUCCUAAAGAAAAGACGCGUUUCCACGUCGUCGACCGAGUGUCUGGGCAAGAAAUAAAGUUGAAGUACCAAGCGGAUGCCUUGUUUUUCUUCCAUCACAUCAAUACCUACGAAGAAGAUGGUCACAUAGUUGCUGAUAUUAUGGCUUUUCCCGGCCCAGAGGUCAUCGACAAAUUCUAUCUGGACAAGCUUAGACUCGGUCAAUUUGAUACCACCUGCCAACCUAUUUUCACCAGAUUCGUGCUGCCACUCAAAGCUGAUGGCAAAAAGGGAGAAAAUUUGGUUACUUUGAAGAACACUGAAGCCACAGCUGUUAGACAAGAUAAAGAUGUGGUAUUUUUACAAGCAGAAAACAAAGGCGAAAGUGGUUUUGAAAUGCCGACGAUCAACUAUUCCAUGUUCAACACGAGGAAGUACCGAUAUGUGUACGGAAGCGGAGUUUUUGAAACCGGAAAAUACAGGAAUUCGCUCGUAAAAUUAGACACAUUUACGGGCGAGAUGACUGUUUGGCGAGAAAAGGACACGAUGUAUCCUGGUGAGAUUAUCUAUGUCCCAAGACCCGGUUCCACUGUGGAAGAUGAUGGUGUCCUUUUAUCUGUGGUGCUCGAUGUUGACCACGAUUCUCCCGAUUUCUUGUUAGUGCUGGACGCUAAAACCUUCAAAGAAUUGGGAAGAGCGGUUGUGCCUCGUGAUGUUCACUUGCCUCCGACAGUGCACGGUUGUUUCCUGAUGGACUAGACCUGAAAAUACUUAAUUUAUAGAUUUGCUUAUCUGCGAUAAUUGUAUAAACCUGUUUAUUGUAUAUACUUUGUCUGCGAUUUAUUUUGUGAAUUUAAAGUAUUGCCUAUUUGGUUUCUAAAAUGUAAUAAAAUUAUAUUUCUUAA
Stegodyphus dumicola is the source of this 1793-nucleotide messenger RNA. Its product is annotated as beta,beta-carotene 15,15'-dioxygenase-like. NCBI's taxonomy places the organism in Eukaryota, Metazoa, Arthropoda, Arachnida, Araneae, Eresidae. The record is from RefSeq and is a predicted model, not a curated record. Gene Ontology annotation, molecular function: beta-carotene 15,15'-dioxygenase activity; carotenoid dioxygenase activity. Gene Ontology annotation, biological process: carotene catabolic process; retinal metabolic process.